AUGUCUCAGGACUUCUCUCCUGAGGAGGAGGUUAUUAAGAUAUGGGUUAAUAUCUUGAAUCUCCCUUUGCAUUGGAUAUCUGAAGAUACAGGCCUUAAGAUAGGAGAGAAAAUUGGGAAGACUCUUACCAUUCAAAUUCCUAAUGAAGGGGGGCAGGUGGGGCAGGUGAUAAAAGUUCUGGUUGAACUUCAAGUGAGUGAACCUAUCCCUAGAGGGUCUUUCAUUAGAGUGGGGUCUGAAUCCACUUGGGUGGACUUCAAGUAUGAAGCGUUACAGACUUUUUGCUGUUACUGUGGGCUGAUUGGCCACUCUGAUAGAGUUUGUGUCCCUAAAGCAGAGGAUGUUAAGAGAGGGGGUCUUUGUGUUUGUCAAUUUGGUGAGUGGCUCAGAGCCAGUUCCAUAUCCUAUAGUCCUGCCAAAAGUCAGAACUCUCAGGGAGUUGGUAGUCAUUCCCAUGAGAAAGUCAACUCUGAUAACCUUGAACAGGUUGGGGGGAGGAGUGAGGGUGGUAAUGAGAGUGGUAAGAGUGUGGCACCCAGCCAAGGAGUCAAUAUAAUAGGGGAGAGUCAAAAUCUGCAAAUUGUGGAUUAUAUAGAUCCAAAGCCUGGACCCGUUGAGGGGAGCACUAGCAUUGUUUUGGCUGAUGCUGGUCUUGAGCAUAUUCAGGACAAUCUACCCCCCAUUCCAGAGGGAAAUUUGGUGGAUGUAGAAGUCCAGACUCCAGCUGUUGGAGUGGAAAUUCCUCUCAGGAAAAAGACCAUCAAACUCAGGAAAGCUAGACUUAAAGCUGGUGACUCUUCUGAGAGGAUGAGUAUAGACUUAGUGGGAGGGUCUAGAAGUCAAGGGAAUAGAGUGAGGUCUCUCAAAAGAGGAUCUGAUAUGGUGGAGGUGGAGGUGGGUGUUAUGGAGGGUUUUCUGAUGAGUUAA
This is a messenger RNA of Striga hermonthica, 927 nucleotides long. Lineage: Eukaryota; Viridiplantae; Streptophyta; Magnoliopsida; Lamiales; Orobanchaceae. The record is from the annotation of a GenBank genome assembly.